This is a messenger RNA of Rhopilema esculentum, 2896 nucleotides long. RefSeq names its product trace amine-associated receptor 2-like. The record is from RefSeq and is a predicted model, not a curated record. Gene Ontology annotation, molecular function: G protein-coupled receptor activity. Lineage: Eukaryota; Metazoa; Cnidaria; Scyphozoa; Rhizostomeae; Rhizostomatidae. Gene Ontology annotation, biological process: G protein-coupled receptor signaling pathway. Gene Ontology annotation, cellular component: membrane.
UAAAUUCUAGCUAGAUGACGUGCUUCUGAAAAGGUUGAAUUGCACCACUUAUUCAGCACUACUACAAACGAUAUGGUGAUAUGAGCCAGGAUUCUGGAGCCAGAGUUUGUCUAUUAUGUAAAUAAAGGCAAGGCCACGGUAGCAGGCUGCUCGACGGACUCCAAUGGAGUGCUGGCGGCGAAAAGAUGAAGCCUGGAAAGCCGGGACGAAAUACUAGCUACUUUUUAUUAGCUUGUGUUCAUUGCUAUUUGCUCUCGGCGCGUUGCAGUGUUCCUUGUUCUCUACAUGUUGCAAAUUAUCCCUGAACUUAGGGUUGCUUGAAAUUGCCUUUACAAGAGUUGCAGUUUAAUAAACACGAAAAAGGGCCCACCUUGACGAUACCGGUGUUUGCCCAUCAAGACGUAAGUAUCUGUGAUUCUGAUGUUUCAAAUACGUCUCCAGAAUGUCAAGCAGCAUGGUAAACUGGCUGAAUAUCAAUACACGACUAUCCUGCAAUAAAGAAACAGAUAUUCUGAUCAUUUCAUGAGAAAGAUCUUGUCAAUGGUCAUAGAGAUUAAAACGAUCUUUUGACAUUUGAACUAUAAGUUGUGAAUAUCAAAAGUUUAUCGGAUAUUAAAAGUCAACCAACCAUCGGGGAAAAUUUCGACCUUACUUCGUGCGAAAAUUUAAAAUCAUGUAACAGCAGAGGGUCAUCUGUUGUUUUUGUCAAAGACACCUGCGAAUUGGCCUGCGUAAUUUCACAAGUUUGAAUUCUUAAUCAACCGUGUUGAUAACUUAGAGCCUGUGAGAACUAGUAAGAGGAGUUUAUCAUUGGCAAAGCAAGCGGCAGGGCCCAAAAAGACAAACAAUAUUAACUUGAAAGCUAUCCUGAAGCAUUAUAAUAGUCCCAGAAUAGUCGGCAAGACGAUAAAGCGGUCAGAUUGUGACAAAGAAUAGUAAGAAGAGAAGGCUGGUUGUCAAACAUAACAAUAGCUACUAGUCACAGAUUGCUGAGCUUUAAAGAACAAGAUGAACCAAUCCAUCGGAAUUUGUCCUAUACAAACAACCCAAUACGCUCGGUUAUCAACACUGGUGAUAAUCGGUAUCUGCGCGGUAUCAACGAUAAUAACCAUCAGUGCCAACACAAUAGUGAUAGUCGCAUUUGCCAAACACAGACCUCUACAUUCGCCUGCGAAUUUACUCCUAGGCUCCUUGGGAAUCAGUGAUCUUCUUGUAGGCUUUGUUUCGAAGCCUAUAUACUUGACGUUGUUAGUGAGCAUUGUAAACGAUUUAGCACAUUUGACAACUAUCAAUACAGUCUUUCUUUACUCGAUGGUUCUGUCUGUUGGCACAUCGCUUCUACACGUGUUCGUGAUCACAGCUGAUCGUUUUCUAGCAAUUUGCUUUCCGUUUGUUUACCAAAAACUUGUGACUUGUAAAGUUUACGCGUACAUGUUGGCAGCAUCGAAUGGCCUGUUGGUGAUCAUAUUUUUCACACAACCCCAGGGAUACUACUCAUUUAUCAAGAUAGGCGGUCUUGCUGGGUUCAUUCUAAUGAUCAUUUUUUAUACAGGCAUUUACAUUGUGAUCCGUAAACAGCAACGAAUGGUCUUCAGUUUGGGAGAGAUUGAAGGAGAAGCCCAGAACCCAGCGACCACUGCAACAGAAAACAAAAGCAAGAUGUACACAAUCGUGAUUCUGCUUUUAAUGUUUGUGGCAUGCAACGCCCCCGCUUUGUUCGCAGCUUACAAAAGAAAGGAACCCCUAGACAUUUGCACGCAAAAAGUGAACGAAGCCGUUGUCGCUCUAUGGACCAGAUUAUUGCUACUUCUCAACAGUACUUUGAAUCCAAUGGUAUACUGUUUUCGAAUGUCUUGCGUUCGGCAGGCAAUCAAAAGUCUAUUUGAGUAACAGCCUGUUUAGUAGGACUAAUCAUAACUCUUGGUUGGCGAUGUCACUGGAGGUGUCCAUAUCUAGCUAUGUUUUCGAACAGAUGUAGCCAAGUUUAGGCAAUGGAAAUCUCUUGAAGAAGGCUAGCAAACCUUUCUUCGAGCUGCUUUUGAAGACCAAAGAAAAUAAUGCAGUAAUGUGUUAAGAACAGCACAAUAACCUGCUAAAAAUAAAACUUGCAAGUCGACAUUCAAGUAAAGUUGUGAUAUUUAAAAGUUGAUCUUUUAUUUCAUUGUCGACUGACAAUGGGGAAACAAUCAAACUGGUAGUCUUUAAACUUAGUGGGAUUGGUUUUGCAUAUUCGCAUGCUUGUAUCAUAUUAGUUAAUCUGAAUGGUUAAUUGGUGGAGUUAUUGAGAAAACUCUAAAUGCCUCUCAAUCUAUUUAGAAUCUACCAAUGCACUAGCCAGUGUUUGUCUGUAGGUUUCAAAAUUUUGCAACAUCUGCACAUAAACAGUAAACUAUAACGUAAUCUUAGAGAGCUGCAUGCAAAAAAAGGAGUAGCAAAGCACAGUCUUAUCUGUGGUACUGUGGUACUAUUCGCAGUUAAAAUCGAUGACGUCAGUUUCACACUGAAUAAUGUAUUCUGUGGUAGGAACAUUCGUGACUCUUAAAGGAGUCUCAAAUUAAAGUUAGUCUUGAAUUAUAUAAAAUAAAACAUAAAGAGAAAGGUGCCAUGAGAGGUGGGCUCUUGGUCUAUUGUUCUCAAUGUUCUCAAUAAUUGAAAAACGGUAAGGAUGGUUCUGAGUUUCUUGCAAGAUUACAUUCAACAUUGCAGUAUAAACUAUCUUUGUUUAUAAAUGAACAUAGAAAAAAAAAAGCCAAAAAGCAAGCUUCGUAUUACUACUCAUUUCAAGUUUCAUAGAGUCUGGCGGACAGCCUAACCUGCGUUUUCUUCCUUCAAGCAAAAUAAAAGACAUCUGUGUGUCGAUUGAAGUAUAUUACGGUGACACAAAGAAAGAACAACA